AUGUCACCGCUCAACUGUUCUACUCUCUCAAAUGCCUCCUUGCCUUUAAACUGUACAACCGAACUUUCCUUGACAGGAUACAACGAACCAGAAGCGCUAGCUUUGCUCCGCUUGUUCGCAUAUUCGGUGAUUUUUAUCGUAGGCGUUGGCGGAAAUCUGCUUGUUAUGCUUACAAUCCGCCGGCCACACAUGAAAACGGUGACCAACAUAUUUAUAACGAAUCUUUCCGUGGCUGAUUUCCUGGUCUGCCUUCUCAAUGUUCCUAUGGUAACAACACUGGGACAUUUAGGAUACUGGCCAUUUGGCGAGUACUUAUGCAAGUUCCUAUCCUUCCUUCAAGGUGUCUCCCUAUCGGCAUCAAUUGGGACCUUGAUAGCAGUGGCAGCUGAUCGUUUCAAGAUGGUUGUGUUGUACCAGAAGCCAAACACAAAAAUCCACCAGGCGUACACAGCUGUCGUAGUGAUUUGGAUCUCUUCCAUCGCUCUACCAUUUCCCCUUCUCCUGUUUUCACAUAUAAUUCAUGGCGCCAGUGAAGAACAGUGCAUCGAAAUCUGGCCCAGCCCUUACUCAAGGAAAAUAUACACGCUGUUUGUGGCUAUUUUUCUCUAUUUCAUUCCACUUGGGGCAAUUUCCAUCUUGUAUUCGCUCAUUAUAAGGAAGCUUUGGAGUUUAACAGAGUCUCGGAAAGGUAAGUACACCGGCUAUGUUGACCUUAACUUCGUUUGUAUCCGACGGCUAACCCACACGCAGAAAUAGGUAGUAUUCAGCGGUGGAUCCAGAGGAGGGACCCGGGGGGUCCGCCCUUAUUUUUAGACCAAGCUUAGGGCCGAAGGGCCGAAAAAAUUUUUUGGAGACCGGGCUCCCCUUAUGUAAGGGUCUGGAUGACCGUCCCGCCCCCCUCCUUAUCUCAAGGUCUGGAUAAGGCACUGGAAUUAACACUUGUCUAUCUUUUCUUGCCGGCCUUCCUUUGUCUAUCUUUAUUUUUUCUCAUUUUCAUAAAGAAAGAAUCUGCAAAGGUCUGCAAGAGCUUUAGUCUUUUGAAAAACAGUACUUAGCUUCAUUAUUUUUAGGAAAAUAAGUCGUCCAUUUCAGCCCUCUGAGCUAAAAGGUAGAAACGUUAAAAAGGCGAGAGUGGUGAAAAUAUGUUGUCCAAGUGUGGUAUACUCAAAAAUAAAAUAUCCAAACGGAACUGACCUUUUGGAAAGAUACGAGAAACGGACAAAGGAAUACAAAACAACCGUAAGAGACAAAACACAGACAUCCUAUGAUAUUAUUUUGCUCAGUUUUAAGGACUCCAAAAGAUUGCCUUAGUCACAACAUUUGCGGUAUCUGCAGGAAAAGAAAACACCAUGAUCCCAAGAAAAUAAAGCUUUUUAACUUGUUCAAAAGGUGGAUAGCGCUAUCCCCAUGCUAAAUAUCGAUCCAGUGGAUCACCCAAUUGCUUCCACUUAUACUUUCCGCUGGAUAUAGUGAUUUAUCUGGUGGAUAGCAUGCACUAUUCAGCGUUUAGAUCACGGGGGCCAGUUAAUUGUUUUCAUUCUUCGUGGUCAUGUUCAGCCUCAUUUUCAAAAUAUGCAUGAAAAUUCAACCCAAAUAGAACAGCUAGAGUGGGCAUUUAACUGACUAAAUAACCAACAUCAAUGAUGUCAUGAUAUAAUUCACGCUGUGAGUUAAACGAAUCCCCCCUAUUCCGACAUAGGUCGAAGUCUGAAGACUUAAACGCCUUUAAAAGGUUUUUUAAAGUACAAAGUAAAAUUCUGCAUUAACGGACCAAUAUUAACCGAACACCCAAUUUUAAUGAAUGGCUCUGAGUUUGUUUUAUAAACUGAUGUUUCUUCCCAUAUUUUCAGUAAACACCUGACGACCCUGAAAAGCGAACACCGGCGAAGAUUCCGCGGGUAUCCGCUUCAUACAUAGCCUGCGUGGCAGGCAUUUGAAAGGGAACGGAAAGUGAGUUUUAGGCGCGAGAAAAACGCGAGGCGUUUCCCUCCCUCCUUCCCUCCUCGCGCGCCCAUCGCGUUUCGCGUUUCUCCCUUUCCCUUCCCUUUCAAACGCCUGCCACGCAGGCUACUUCAUACAAUGCGGGUUUCAAUGUACGUUAUGUAUGGAAUGCAUUUAGGUUAUGACUCGACCUUCAAUGGUGUUAAAAUUGAUAAUUUUUGGCCCAUGGACAAGAUUUUAAACUUUGAGGAGGUUCUGAAUAGGGGGUACCUCGAUUAAACACUCUGUUAGCAACAUGUAACAGUUAGAUUUUAGGCAUUUUAACAAUGACAGUAAAAAACUCGCUGUAUAAUAGUAAUAUUUUUCCAGAAAGAAAAAAAACUUUCGGCUCCAAAAUGGCCGAUUUUUUAAGAUAAGAAUUGACAAUGCUAAGACUCUAGGUUUUUCAAGGAAACCCUGCGAAAACUUGACAGUAUUUCUCCAGAAACAGUAAACAUUCAAAAAAUUGGCCAAUUUAACAGCAAAUACCAAACGUUAUGGGCAAAUAACACUAAACCCCAUAUCAAGACCCUCUUUGAGUUACUGGUAAUCAAUAACUUAUAAUUGCUUGUAAUCCAUCAAACUAAAUGCCGUUCUUAAUUUUAGUCUCUCAACAGCGCCAGAAACGUAUUGUCCGUAUGCUUGUGAUUGUGGUCGCCUUAUUCGCUGUUUGUUGGUUGCCGUAUCACAUUUUAUUCCUCUACAUGGACUUCGUACAGCCUGAUAUGACCUAUGGCAUCUUAUCAGCCAUUAUGUCCACCCAGUGGUUUAUCUACUCCAACAGCGCCUGCAAUCCAAUCGUGUACGCGGUUCUCAAUACAAACUACAGACGCGAAUUUUUGAAGAUGAUAAGAUGUAAAAGCAAUGAGCAGCGUACAGUAAAGACAAAAGAUUUGAAAUUAAGCGGCAAAGUGGUGGAAAAUAACAUUUCAAUGACUGACUUUAGUGGUAAUGAAUCAGUACCAUCGUGCACAAGUACAACCGCAAUAUAA
This is a messenger RNA of Porites lobata, 2972 nucleotides long. Lineage: Eukaryota; Metazoa; Cnidaria; Anthozoa; Scleractinia; Poritidae. The record is from the annotation of a GenBank genome assembly.